AUGGCGACGUCCAAGAAGAAGAAAGUUGUCUCCAAAGAGGACUUGAGACGCUUAAUGAAAGAGAAGAAGGCAACUGUCGCAAUAACUAAACGUGUCGAACAUCAGUUUGCCAAGUAUAACAGUAUCGACCAGCUGGUAUGUGUUGUCUGUAAUACAGUGAUAAAAAGUGGAUUAUUGUGGCAAGCACAUCUACAGAGUAAACAACAUAAAGAGAAACUGACUCAAGUCAAGCCAGCAGCAGACACUUUUACCACUGGCAUCAAGAGGUCUCUCCCCCAGCAUUCAAACAGUCAUGAAGACUCUAAACGACACCGAGGAAAUGGUCAGUCAGCCAAAUCAUCCUCAGCAGCCUCAGGGCUACCCUCAGAUUUCUUUGACGGUAAAUCUAACGACAGAACGAGUAUGUCAAGUCGUCCUGGUCUGGCAUCUUACUCAUCAUCUUCUGAGGAUGAGGAUGAGGUGAAAUCGACAUCCAAACUCAGCACUUCCACAGUGUCUAGUGUACCAGGUCUCCCAGCAGAUUUUUUCCAUACAAAGUCCAACAGUAAACAAGAGGAAGUUGAAAAACCUAAAACAGAAACAAUGGCUGAAGUGCUACCAGAAGGCUUUUUUGAUGAUCCAAAAACUGAUGCGAAAGUUCGUAAUGUAGAAUAUAAAGACAAGAUGGAGGAGGAAUGGGAAAUGUUUCAACGAGCUAUGAAAGAAGAAAAUCAUGUAUCAGAAGCUAUCAUGGAUGAGGAGGAUGAACAAGCAAACGUGGACAGAAACAUAGACGAAAUAGAUGACCAAAUUAAUCGUUGGAACGAAAUCAACAAUCUCCAGAUAAAAAAGGAAGAAAUAAUGUCAAAUCAGGGAUCCAAGGAGACAGGGUCAAAAUCAGACAGUGAUGAAGACGCAGAGGACCAAGAGCUUCAGGAGUUUAUGGACUGGCGUUCAAAAAAAUCUUGGAAAUGACAAUUCUGCAUCAUCAGUGUUUAUUUCAUUGUGAUUUGGCGUAAUGAUGGUUGAAUAAAUCAUUUAGUGAUAUAACAUUGGAGCAAGUUAUGUAAAGUUGAAAAACGAACCAUGAUUCUGGCCUGACAUAUGGCUUUGGUGUUUGGGCUUACAUUUUCCUGUAAUUUCCAGAUACAUUACACUAGCUGGUUUAAAUGCAGACACUGAAUUUGAUUGCCAAGAAUUGAUCACUAGUAGUUUCUGACAUGAUACGGAUACAUUUAUCAAUCAAUGCAUUUGUCCCCUCUAGUGGGGCUGAUAUGAAAGUACAGUCAAACUUGUAUGUUUCAAGUUAAAAAAAACUUUGACAGAUCGAAACAUUGAAUCAUUUGUGGUGGGUUAUAUCUACGUUUUCAUGUUCAUGGCUAUAUAUAGGUGAAUGACAUAUUUCUACCUGAACAAACACAACAAAUACCAAAACUCCAGUUUAAUGAAAAGAUGCAUUUUUAUCUUAAAACAAAAAAUAUUCACUGAAAAUCAAUGAGAAAUUGAUAAUGCCUGCUUACAUUUACAUUUAUGUCAUACAGUAUAUGUAUUUUUACAGGUCCGUUUUAAAUGAAACAACUUGCAGCAUUAAUAUGGUCUUGAAGUGUUACUGUAAUCAUUUCAAGACUGAUACAUAAAUGACAGAUAAAGUACUGUGUUUCUCAUGCUUUUAGACCUAAAACUGAUUGCUUUCAAAAUAUCUUAGAUUGGACCUUACUAAAUGCCAUUACCAAAAUGGCAGUGAUGGACAUCACACGACGUCCCAUUGUCUUUUAUUAAACAUCAUGACUUGUAAGUAAGCAAGUAAAUUCUAAUCUGUGUCCAGUCAUUAAUUAAGCUCGUAACCCAGAGCCAAUGAUAAUGAGCUAUUGUAAUCCCAUUGUCAGGUAGUAAUAUGUGAAAUUUUGUCAGGAAGUGAAAAUAUCUGAAAAGUACAGGUAAAUGUUUUGUAUGAUGACUGUUGUUAUAUAGCUUACAGUCCAUGAAAACUUUCAUUCUUUGAAAAGUUUGAUUUAUAAAACUUUGAUUCAGAAAGGGAGAAGUUUGUGGUAAUAUAUAGGAAUAAAUUUGGGACCAGACAAUAACUUUGAUACAUAGACAAAUUGGAAUCAUUGAAGUUCGAUUCAUAGGAGUUGACCGUAUUUCACUUUUUGGUCUACUUUUGGGGACCAUUGUAGUUACUUACGAAAGUGGAAAGCCAAAUCAAAAAAAUUGAUAAUAGUUUUCAAAAAUGUCUUUUACAGUAUUUAAUUGCUCUUUGUGGUGAUAAUGUUGGGAUGUACACACCCAGUAUGUUGUAUAUCAUUCUGGUAUAAUUUCAGCACUGCUGGAUCCUGUUCUUAGAAUAGGAUAUUUGGAACUACAAAGUUUUAAUUCAACUGGUGAAUGAAACGGUCUACCAAGUGAAA
Ylistrum balloti is the source of this 2387-nucleotide messenger RNA. Its product is annotated as zinc finger protein 830-like. Lineage: Eukaryota; Metazoa; Mollusca; Bivalvia; Pectinida; Pectinidae. The transcript is spliced from 9 exons. Bases 1 to 954 code for a protein of 317 amino acids. Gene Ontology annotation, cellular component: spliceosomal complex; nucleus. The record is from RefSeq and is a predicted model, not a curated record. Gene Ontology annotation, biological process: mitotic DNA damage checkpoint signaling; nuclear DNA replication; mitotic DNA replication checkpoint signaling. Gene Ontology annotation, molecular function: zinc ion binding; nucleic acid binding.